This is a messenger RNA of Spodoptera frugiperda (fall armyworm), 1932 nucleotides long. RefSeq names its product PE-PGRS family protein PE_PGRS30-like. NCBI's taxonomy places the organism in Eukaryota, Metazoa, Arthropoda, Insecta, Lepidoptera, Noctuidae. The transcript has 8 exons. The coding region runs from base 112 to 1794 and encodes 560 amino acids. The record is from RefSeq and is a predicted model, not a curated record.
AAAGGUACCAAAUUUUAUUGUUACGCAGGUUCCAAUUUAGUAUAAAUAGGUGUGAUAUUUUGUGGACAAACCAGUUGUGUGGUCGAUUCGGAUCUUAAAACUGAUAUCAAGAUGAAAUUCCUGGUCGUUGUCGGAGUAUUGGUUUGCGGAGCCCUCUCCCAACCUCUUGAUGCCAUCACCGGCGGUGCUAGCAGUGAGGUCUCUGAAGUAGGUUCAACAGCCGGCGAAGUCACCAACGGCGGCGCACUCGGAGGUCUUGGAGGACUCGGAGGUGCUGGAGGACUCGGUGGUGCUGGAGGACUCGGUGGUGCUGGAGGACUCGGAGGUGUCGGAGGACUCGGUGGUGCUGGAGGACUCGGAGGUGUCGGAGGACUCGGUGGUGCUGGAGGACUCGGAGGUGUCGCAGGACUCGGUGGUGCUGGAGGACUCGGUGGUGCUGGAGGACUCGGAGGUGCUGGAGGACUCGGAGGUGCUGGAGGACUCGGUGGUGCUGGAGGACUAGGCGGCGGUGCGAUCGGAGCUGGAUCCGGUUCCGAAACGAAAUCUAUAUCCAAAUCUUUAACUGGGACCGAUGACAAAUCAAAAUCUAUAAGUGCUAACGCGGUAACUGAUUCUGGCAAAGCUGAUGGGUCUGGUACAGUAGCGUCUGGUGAUAAAGCUGCAGUAGAAACUGGUGCAGCUGCUGCCAAUGGCACUGCUAACGGUUCAGGAGCUGCAAAUGGUGCAGUAGAAACUGGUGCAGUUGGUGCCUCUGGCGCUGUUGCAGGAAACGGUUCUGGCGCGGGAGCUGCAAGUGCUACUGGUAGUGGUACUGGUGGGGCAGUAGAAACAGGUGCAGCUGCUGCCAAUGGCACUGCUAACGCUGCAAGAGCUGCAGCUGCAAAUGCUGCUAGUUCUCAGAUAUACGGAUCUGCAGCUACCGCUGAAUUAUAUGCUAGACCCGGAUCAGGUAGCGCGGCUGGUGCUAGUACUUCCUCUGCUAGUAACACAGGUUCAGCCGGAUCCGGUGAACUUGUAUUUAUUUUAGAAUCAGAAUUAAAUGCUACUGAUGGUGCAGUAGAAACUGGUGCAGCUGCUGCCAAUGGCACUGCUAACGCUGCCAAAGCUGCAGCUGCAAAUGCUGCUAGUUCUCAGAUAUACGGAUCUGGCGGAUACGGAUCUGCAGCUACCGCUGAAUUAUAUGCUAGACCCGGAUCAGGUAGCGCAGCUUCUGCUAGUGCUUCCUCUUCUAGUAACACAGGUUCAGCCGGAUCCGGUGAAAUUAUAUAUAUUGAAGAAUCAGAAUUAAAUGCAACUGGUGGUGCAGUGAGAGCCACUACCGCUGGGCCUUGUGUUGGCCCUUAUGGAGCCGGAGCAGGAAGCGCAGCUGUUAGAUCUUCCACUUCUACUAGCUCAGGUCUAGCGGCUAGAUCCGGUCCAAAUUCAGGAUUAACUGCUUCUGCAUCAGUAGUAGAAUCAGGCUCUUUAGCUAGUACCGCAGCUUUAGGCACCUCUGCUGCGAUUAGCGCUGAAAAAGGUGCUAUUAAUGCAUCUGGUACCAUCCCUACUUUCAGUAUUUCUGAUGAUGGGUCAGAAUCGUUACCUGUAGCUAGCACUUUACCUAUAUGUGGAUUAUCUGGAUCCGUGAAGUCAGAGAAGAGUGAGGCGCCCACUGGAUUACUGGACUUGGCUACAAUUGAAAAUGCUGCUUCUGGUGCUCUCAAUUCUGGUGGUGGUGUCGGUGGUGCUACCAACGUCGCUGACAAAGUGACCGGUGGUCUUUCCGGCGCUGAAAGUCUUGAAGCCGCCGUCUAAAUACCAAGUGGUGAAGAUUUAAAUUCCGCAUUAAAAGAAAAUUAGCUUCAAAUUUUGAAAAAACUUAGUAAAUUACCUGGACAUGUUGUAAAAUCAGUACAUUAUCUAUAUAAAUAAAAUAAAUAUAUCGCAUUGCUA